CGCGUUCCAUGACUUCCCCCAGUGAAAAAUUGUUGAAAAAUCUUUGCGUUUGGUUCAAUGAUGAGUUUGUUGGCCAUAGGAACUGGGGCUUUACUAUUUACUGCACGGGAUACGGACCUUCAUCUGACCAGCAAUGGCAAAAACUUCUCCAAACGAUCCAGGUUAAGGCGCACGAGGGAGCUCUAGACAGAACCGAAACCACCGAACAAGACCCCGGCUUCCAACAGAUAUGGUCCCUUUUCCGUCUUGAUGCACGCUCAGACCCUGCUUUAGCUAGCCUUGGUAUAGAUCGACUUCGCGACCUAUACAAUCAUGGUGAGGGUGGCCAACCAAUGAAUACGGACUAUAAGUUGCACCGGAUCUUUCUUUUCGCCGAUGACGAGGUCCUGUCAGACCCCGCUGGUUCUAUUGUUAAAUGUGUGGAUGCCGACUACCGUGUAGAGGACUAUAUUCCGCGCAAUACAAGAAUGGGUGGACAACGUUACUUUGGGUGGAUGCCAAUGAGGGCUGGAAGCGUGGCGGAAUUGUGGUUUCAACUGGAUACAUGGGAACUGGAGCGAAUUGCCCCUCUUACCAUUGGCGGAAGUCACUUGGUAAUCUGGGAUGGGGAUCACUGGUGAUGCGAACGAGCGGGGAAGGUCUUGCACGUGCAAAAGAUGAAGCCGGCUGAGAUCUGAAGUCACUUCGAUUCAGUUUGCUUCUCUUUGAUCCGGAAUACAGUGCCUAGCGAAACCGGCUUCCUCUCGAACGCAAGCUCAACGAAGUGUGCGCCACACUAUAAGCAAGGAUUGUGUUACUCCACCUAACAAACUUGGCAUAGCGUUAACAUGUCAGAACAUGUGCAACAAAUUGCUACCGUAAUACUAAAAAUUGUAAUUCAAUUGAGUCUGCAUGGGGUCAUUCCAGACUGCUGUGUUGUUGCUUCCUUUUAUCUCGUGCUUUAUGCGACGUAUGUGCUUUUUCACUGUUGCCACUACUGCUUCUUCCCUUCGACUUUCCUCGCCUGCGCACGAUCGCCCACUCCUAACGUUUCAUUCUGCAUUCGAAUAUCCAUGCUCAAUCGAUACAUCAUCAUACCCACAAAUACCGCGGCGAUGACAAGGAGAAAGAGGGUCAAUAU
Messenger RNA from Bipolaris sorokiniana ND90Pr, 1120 nucleotides. RefSeq lists its product as uncharacterized. Lineage: Eukaryota; Fungi; Ascomycota; Dothideomycetes; Pleosporales; Pleosporaceae. The transcript has a single exon. The record is from RefSeq and is a predicted model, not a curated record. The coding region runs from base 9 to 620 and encodes 203 amino acids.